Molecule: messenger RNA, 1653 nt
Organism: Cynoglossus semilaevis (tongue sole)
Lineage: Eukaryota; Metazoa; Chordata; Actinopteri; Pleuronectiformes; Cynoglossidae
Product: transmembrane protein 237A-like
Biological process (GO): cilium assembly
Cellular component (GO): ciliary transition zone
Source: RefSeq, a predicted model, not a curated record
GGCCCACAGACCGUGUGUUUGACACAACUGGUUUUCCGUGAACGAGUUGUUUAUAAUCAGAUUGCUUCUGUGGCCCAUGUUAGUGACUGGGAUUUAACUUUGCUCUCAGUGCCACAAGCAUAAACCACCAACAUUUCAAAACCCUAAUACCUUACACUGCUCCAACAACACCGGCUCUCGCCUGAGGUCACAGGAUAAUGUCGUUAUGCAAAACAGUCUGAGCUGCUUAGUCGACAGCAGGCUCACUUCAUGGUCCGCUGCACGGACGCCGCUAUGCCGAAAAUCAAAAGCAAAACAAAGAAAAUGAAGAAGAGGGUCAGCAAAAAGGAGGGCAAAGGUCAGAGCGGAAACUCAAUCUUUGACGUGCAGUUGCAGGACUUCACCAGCAGAGGUCGUUCUGGUAGCAGAGACACCGCUGUGAUGCCUCCGCUGCAGGAAUCAGCACUACAGAAAAGGAAGAGGAGGAGGAAAACCAACUGGACUGUAGAUAUGAGUGAAGAACUCGCUGUAGCCAAUGGAAACAUUGAUCACUUUGGGGCUGACAGUGAGGGGACCACUACCCCUAUAACCAGGAAAACAAAAAGAAAGUGGAAGACUAACGCGACAGAAAACUACAGCAUUGACCUGAGAGCUGAAAACGAUGAUGUCAUCACUGACAUCCAGUCACCGCUCCCUCAGCAGUCCUUGUUCUUCACUCCUCAUGGUCUCAGUCAGUCCGUCGGCAAAGUCUUCGUGGACGGAAACCGUCAUUUUCACGCAGAGAGAGCGGAGCCCACAGGGUUGAUGGUUGACUACUCGGACCAAAUACAGUCCUGGACCAAAAGAGAUGUGGCCAUGAGGGUUCACAGUGGCUUCAGGGUGAUUGGUCUUUUCUCUCAGGGGCUCCUUGCUGGUUUUGCUGUCUGGAGUGUUAUUGUGGUUUAUAUUUUAGCUGGUGAUCGCAUGAGCACUCUUACCAACCUGCUGGUGCAGUACCACCCACUGGCCUAUCUGAGUCAAUCACUACAGUACCUGCUGCUGACCAUUAGCACCGUGUCUGCCUUUGACAGACUGAAUCUGGGUAAAACCUCUACAGUCCUGAGCCGACUACUCACUCUGGACUCUGCGGCUCUGACCUCAGUCUUGUAUUUUAUCAGUCUGACUCUGUCACUGAGUCAACAAAUGACCAGCGAUCGCAUCAACCAUUAUCCAUCAGCCAAUCACACGCUCUGGCCUCCAAGUUCAGAGCAGCAGAUCCUCAGACCAUGGAUUGCAGUCAACUUUGUGGUGGCACUGUUAGCGGGCGCAGCUUGGGCUGUCAUCUCUACUGGACCUGACAUCGACUACACUGAAGAGUUUUUGAUGUCAAUGGAAGUGCAGGGAAACCCAAGAGGAGAGGGCCUUGAUGUACCUACAUAAAAAGUCUGACUAAGUAGAAGUGUCCUUGUUUAUUUGUGUAAUUUCUCUUAAAAUUAUUUAUUACGCUACCUUAGAAUACCGUUUUAAAUAAAUAAAUAAACUUAAACGGCUAUCAAACUGAUGUGUUUUCCUGUUUGUACUAAAUUCCAGUUGCUAUUCGGGAUAGGCAUCAACAGUGAGUCUUCUUAAUAUUUUAUUUAUUAAUUAAAUUUACAAUCAAGUAAUGGAUAUAAUAUAACAUGCAUAGAAUAUCUU